GGCGGGCGUGGUGCUAUGCCCCCGUCGUUUCGGAUAGCGGUUCUCGGCGCGCAGGGCGUGGGCAAGUCGGCCAUAGUGCAGUGCUUCCUCAACGAUGACUACAGCGAGUCCCACGUCCCGAGCCGCACCCGCCGGGUGCACCUGUCCGCCGCUGUGCUCAACGGGCACGUCCAUGACCUGCAGAUUACGGACUACCCGGCCAUCAGCAGCUUUCCUGGCAGCUCCCUACAGGAGUGGUCGGACGUCUGCUGCCGGGGUAUCCGGAGUGCCCACGUGUACAUUCUGGUUUACGACAUCUGCCGUUUCGACAGCUUCGAGUACGUCAAGACCAUGCGCCAGCAGAUCCUGGAGACCAGGACGAUGGGCGCCUCAGAGACGCCGAUCCUCAUCGUGGGAAACAAGCGGGACCUCCAGCGGGGCCGGGUCAUCCCGCGCCACAACGUGUCGGACCUGGUGCGCAAGAGCUGGAAGUGCGCCUACGUGGAGUGCUCGGCCAAAUUCAACUGGCACGUCUUGUUGCUCUUCGGCGAGGCGCUGCGCAGCGUGGGCUGCGUCCGCUGCAAACACGUGCACGCCACCGUGCGCUUUCAGCGGGCAUUGAGGAGGGAGCGCUGCACGCUCAUGUGAGACAGGUCAGUCCCGAUGCCUCACUGUUUCCGAAGAGGAGCUUGGAUUAUUCUUUCGCCAAGGAACUUUGACAGAAUGAUUCGCUUUUUGAU
Trichomycterus rosablanca is the source of this 719-nucleotide messenger RNA. Its product is annotated as ras-like protein family member 10B. The coding region runs from base 16 to 627 and encodes 203 amino acids. Lineage: Eukaryota; Metazoa; Chordata; Actinopteri; Siluriformes; Trichomycteridae. The transcript has 3 exons. Gene Ontology annotation, molecular function: GTPase activity; GTP binding. The record is from RefSeq and is a predicted model, not a curated record.